Molecule: messenger RNA, 933 nt
Organism: Mus musculus (house mouse)
Lineage: Eukaryota; Metazoa; Chordata; Mammalia; Rodentia; Muridae
Gene: Tmem270
Product: transmembrane protein 270
Exons: 3
Coding region: 35-664 (209 amino acids)
Cellular component (GO): membrane
Source: RefSeq, marked validated
CUCUCCUGGCUGGAGGAAUGGGUGGAGGCCAGACAUGGAGGCCGCUCCCCGGGUCAGAUCUGGCCUUCUCAGAAUUCUUCUGCGGGCUGGGAGGCUCUCUGCACUGCUGAUCCAGAACCGCACUCACUUGUACCGCUUUCUGCUCCUGAAGAUGGCCAUCUUUCAGCACUGGGUGUUGGGGCUGGCCCAGGAAGCCCGGGGUUCAGGCAGUGACCAGGCCCGCCAGCUUCCGGAAGUCAUCAUAACCUGUGCUCUGAGUUUGGCCCUUCGAGCUGGACUAACAUUGCUGUGGGUCCCCAUGUGGCUGCUGCUCUGGGGACCCAGGCUGGCAUACAGAGUCGGGCUGUGCUGCACUCGUACUGUGAGGUUGGCCCUGGGGCAUCUCUGUGUCUGUGAACCUCUCGGUCUGUCUCCAGCCACCUUCAGGGACCUGUUUCUAUCCUGCCUGCACAGCCUGAUGCUGGUAGCUUUGCUGCUGCUGCUGCUAACCUGGAAGCUGAUGCAGAAAGCCCAUCACUUUAGUCUGGGCUGGCUGCCCAGUCAGGGCUGGGGCCGGGGCUCAAACUUGGCCGACUUGAGCCAUCCUUCCAGUCCUUACCAAUGCUCUUGCCUGGCCGGACCCUCCUGCAGAAUUCUGUGUUGCUGGAAGCCCCGGCCCUGCUGAGACGCCUCUACCUGUGGGUGGAACACAGGACCACACUCACUUCCUGGAACCUGGCCUAUCUUGUCACUUGGACGACCUGCCUUGCUUCCCACCUGCUUCAAGCUGCCUUUGAACACACAACCCAACUGGCCCAGGCCCAGGAAGUCAAAUCCCAGGAGACCUCGGGGCCCCCGCCUCAGUUCUUAAUUCCAGAAUCCUCCACCACUGAGUCUGGACCCCUCCCACCCCAGCCUGAAACCCCUGGAGAAUAAAUGUGUCCCCCACCUGCC